Talpa occidentalis (Iberian mole) is the source of this 4757-nucleotide messenger RNA. RefSeq names its product cytochrome P450 4F3-like. The record is from RefSeq and is a predicted model, not a curated record. The transcript has 13 exons. The coding region runs from base 71 to 1645 and encodes 524 amino acids. Gene Ontology annotation, molecular function: heme binding; monooxygenase activity; oxidoreductase activity, acting on paired donors, with incorporation or reduction of molecular oxygen. Lineage: Eukaryota; Metazoa; Chordata; Mammalia; Eulipotyphla; Talpidae.
ACUGCCCAGGACAAAGGAAGAGGGGCCAGAGCAAGACUGAAAGUGCUGCUCUACAGCUGAAGGAGCCAGGAUGCCGCAGCUGAGCCUGUUCCGGUUGGGGCUCGGGUCGCUGUGGGCCUCCCCUUGGCAGCUCCUGCUGCUGCUGGCGGCUUCCUGGCUCCUGGCCCGAGUCCUGGCCCGCAUCUAUGCCUUCUAUGACAACUGCUGUCGCCUUCGGUGUUUCCCACAGCCCCCGAGGAGGAACUGGUUCUUGGGUCACCUGGGCCUGGCAAAAAGCAAUGAGGAGGGUUUGCGGCUGGUGGAGGACCUGGGUCACUACUUCCGUGAUGUCCACCUCUGGUGGAUGGGGCCCUUCUACCCCAUCCUGCGACUCGUCCACCCUAAGUUCGUUGCCCCCUUGCUCCAGGCCCCAGCCAAUGUCAUACCCAAGGAUAUGUUUUUCUACAGUCUCCUGAAGCCCUGGCUAGGGGAUGGGCUCCUGCUGAGUGCAGGUGACAAGUGGAGUCACCACCGCCGCUUGCUGACACCUGCCUUCCAUUUUGAAAUCUUGAAGCCCUACAUGAAGAUUUUCAACAAGAGUGCAGACAUCAUGCAUGCCAAAUGGAAGAACCUGGCGUCAGAUGGUAGUGCCCAUCUGGAUAUGUUUGAACACAUCAGCCUCAUGACCUUGGACAGUCUGCAGAAAUGUGUCUUCAGUUUUGACAGCAAUUGUCAAGAGAAACCCAGUGAAUAUAUUGCUGCCAUCUUGGAGCUCAGUGCCCUUGUGAUAAAGCGGACUGAGCGAAUCUUCCUGCAUGUGGACUUCCUAUACUACCUCACCCCUGAGGGGAGGCGCUUCCGCAGAGCCUGUGACCUGGUGCAUGACUUCACAGAUGCUGUCAUUCAGGAGCGGCGCCGCACCCUCAUUCGUCAGGGUGUUGAUGACUUCCUCAAGGUCAAGGCUAAGACCAAGACUUUGGAUUUCAUUGAUGUGCUCCUGUUGGCCAAGGAUGAAGAUGGGAAUGAAUUGUCAGAUGAGGACAUCCGAGCAGAGGCUGACACCUUCAUGUUUGAGGGACAUGACACCACAGCCAGUGGCCUUUCCUGGGUCCUGUACAAUCUCGCAAAGCAUCCAGAAUACCAGGAGCGCUGCCGGCAGGAGGUGCAGAUGCUCCUGAGGGACCGUGAGACUAAGGAGAUUGAAUGGGAAGACCUGGGUCAGCUGCCAUUCCUGACCAUGUGCAUCAAGGAGAGUCUGCGCUUGCACCCCCCGGUCACCGUCAUCUCCCGCAGCUCCACGCAGGAUGUUGUCCUCCCAGAUGGCCGGGUCAUCCCCAAAGGAAACAUUUGUGCCAUCAGCAUCUUCGGGAUUCAUCACAACCCAUCUGUCUGGCCAGAACCUGAGGUAUAUAAUCCCUUCCGCUUCGACCCAGAGACACCUCAGAAAACGUCUCCUUUGGCCUUUAUUCCCUUCUCAGCAGGACCCAGGAACUGCAUAGGGCAGACGUUCGCCAUGACCGAGAUGAAGGUGGUCCUGGCGCUCACCUUGCUGCGCUUCCGCGUGCUGCCGGACGAGCAGGAGCCGCGCAGGAAGCCGGAGCUGAUCCUGCGCGCAGAGGGCGGACUUUGGCUGCGCUUGGAGCCCCUAAGCGAGGACCCGCAGUGACUCCCUGCUGCCUAGCCUGGGAUCCGCGCUGACCUUACACACUUCUCUGUAGAUUCCCAAGAAUGAAACAGUGCUGUCACGUCUGUCCGGGACUCACCGAGAGUCUCGGCAGGGCGUGGGGGUCCGGGCAGGAACCAGAGGGUGGGAGUGGCUGGUAUCUCUGAGCCCAAAUGCCGGGGACCAGCCUUCCGCAAAAUGUCGUGUCAGGGGUUCCUGAAAGGAUGACACGGCCUAGGGGACACGUUAGGGGCUGAAGGGAAGGGCAUUGAGGAGACACUGAUACUGGACGGGGUGCAAAUCUCUUCUGCAGAGAGACUAAGCAGGUCUUUAUUAUUCAUUUUUAGUAAUCAGAAAAAUUAUAUCAUCAUGUGCAAAGCAGAAACAAUUAGUGUAUUUUACUCCCAUGGACUCCUGGCUCCUAGGGUCUCAGCUAGACGGCAGCCUUCAAGGUUAAUAGAUAAAAACUUCAGAACACUAGGAGGUGCAGAUUUUAUUCUAUACUAUUAACUCUUGAUUAUAUUUCAAAAGUAGUUAAGCUUUCUUUCACCAAUAGCAUUUAUCUUCAUUUGGUAGCAAUGAGAAAAAAAAUCUAACAGUUCAUGAGCACAUUUAUAUACAGAAUCCUUCUAUAGAGCUGAGAAUCUGGAAAUAAAUCUAGUAUCAACACCAGAACACACCUCGGUCAUAUCUUAUCAAUUAUCAUCACAAUUUUUCCUUAUGCCACUCAUUCCACUCCAGAAUAUUUCAAGGAAGUUGUAAAAACUAUUAUAGUGAGAAGAAAAAAUAUUAGAGAAAAAUACCUACUUAAAAAAAAAAAAGCCAAACCUAACACUAAAACUUAUUAUUUUAGCUAGACAAUUACCUAAGACAGUGGAUAGCCGCCAGUACAUCCCUAUCAGCUAAAGCUUAAGCAUCAAAAGACUAUUCUAUUCAUAUGGCCUUCAGCAGGAGACCAGCUGCUACUCAGCUAUCAGAACUUUUUCUACCUAGAAACUUCUUAACACAGUUAACUUCAUUUAAAAACUUUCCUAAGAAACUUCUUUAAAAAAAAAAAGGGAAACUUCUAAAAAAGCAAAAGAAGGAUUUACUAUAAUUGUUGCACUGGAUUGCUUGUCAGGCAUGUACAAUAAAUUGUCUCCCAUUGACAAGUGGGCCAAAUUGUUUAAUAAUUUCUAAACAGAUAAUUUUCUGUGUCGUUUAUUUGCAGUAUACUGAUGCAUAUAAUUUAUUGCCUAAUGUACUUUCUGGGAAAUUUUUCUCUUUUUACGACCAAGAACAAAAAAUAAAGGGAUGUUAGAUCUUCAGCCCCACGGUGUGAGGCACAAGGAAUCUUCAGCCCUACGGUGUGAGGCCUUUUAACCUCGGCCCCAUGGUGUGAGGCCCUUUAACUUAGCUGCUUGCCAGUGUCUUAUGUGGCUGGGGCAACAAGGCCCCCUGCAGCACCCAAACCCUGUCUUGAUGUUUAUUUGUGGGCAUUAGGCAGCGAUGGGAAGUGUUUGAGCAAGAGGGGCAACUGGCUUAAGGACGGACUUUAAGGGCACAUUUGAGGCUCUGAGUCAUGGGGGAGGACCCAUAAUGGCAUUAUGCUCUGACCAUCUAUCUCCUAAUAUUGAUUCCAUCACCUAAUUUACAUAAUUUUUUCUCAUUUCAGAUUCCUGCACUAUGUUUCUGUGAUUACUGUGUUGCUUUGUUUACUUACUAAUACACCUGUGCUUUAUAGUGUGUCUGAUAUUAUGAUAUCUAUAAUUGUUAUACUGCCUGUAACUUUUGCUGGUUUUUCACUCAUAAGGGUCAGUGGUCUUAUGUAUCGGGUUAUCUUUGCCUGGAUGUUGGCUUUCAUACUUGGAAUAAUAAUUGUAGAAUUUGAAGAAGGCACCUUCUUAUAUAAGAUGAUUCCUUGAGUCCUGCUGGUUGAGGAUUAUUUUCAACCAAGCUCAAAGCUUGUGGUGCCCAGCGUCACUGAGGCAGAUUAAAUUCAAGCUGAACUCACACUUGCAGGUUCCUUCACCAGUUUACUCUUACCCUGAGGGGUAUAGUUUUUCGAGGUUUCCUCUUAUGUGGAUAUUUUACAAUUUCCCAUGCUUAUAUCACCCUGGGCUUUGGUUUUCUCCCCCACCAUGAAGCCAUCACAUUAGUCUCACAUUUUCUUGACUUGAGAAAUUCUCCAGGCCAAAAAUGUCAUUCAUAUUUAUUUUAUCCCUAGGUUUCUCUUUAUUUGAGUAGUGUUGGCUGAAAUAUCACUGCUGUGAAGUACUUCAAAGAGAAGUUUAUUAAAGAGAUACUUUCAGAGCAAACCUGAGGACACAGACCCAGAGAUACAGCUUUCAGAUUUCUCUGGGCGCUGUUCCUGCCCUUCAGAGGUUUUGGUUUCAUUAAUACACAUUCUGUGUAUUAAUAUUUGUGGUCUGUGUGCACAGAAGGUGAUACACAAUUCCUCUGUAAAAGAGACAAGCAAUAUAAAAAGUGAUCUCUUACUCUGAAGGGUCGGACAUCUGUGUGUGGGAAAGCAUUAAGAACUGAAAUUUAUAAAGAUUUCUUUGUAUCUGAAAGAGUGCUUCUGCCAUGUGACGGCUUGCUGGGCAGUGAGGGACUUACCUCUGAUUCCUUCCUACAGUCACGCAAAAUGAUAGGGGGGUGGACAUGGUAUGUGGGAUCGAUCCUCCAUGCAUUUUGACUGCAUGGCUUCGUCACAGCAAACUCUUUGUUUUCUUUUUGCUGACUCAGGCCUCUGCUAUUGCUGGCCCGGCAGUUUUCCCAGGGGAGCUCUUUUAUAAACCAUAGCAUUUUUCUUUUGUUACACAGCAAUGUCUUUAUACUUCUUUGCUGUCUUUUUGGGUCAUUUAAGAAAUUGGAAAAUUAUCCAUAUUUGAAAGUUGUUUGUAAAAAACUGGAAGUUUAAUCCAAAUAAUUGCUACUAAUGGAAACAGAAGUUUCAACUGGGAUUUUAUUUAUUAUUUGUUGAGGUAACUUAGUUUAAAACACUGCAUAGAAAUCAAAACUACCAUGAGAUACCAUCUCACACCAGUGAGAAUGGCACAUAUUAAAAAAACUAGCAACAACAAAUGUUGGCGAGGAUGUGGAGAAAAAGGAACUCUUCUGCACUGUUGGUGGG